AUGGCCACAGACCACCAUAGUCUCAGUUUGUCGCUCAUCAAUGUGCAGGCUGUGCCUCGUUCGAUUGUGCGGAAGUUCAGUGCAGCUGCACGCGCCUCUUUUUUCUUUAAAUUUUUACUUCUCUCUGUUCUCGCAACUGGUCUCCGCGGUCGUCCCAUUCCAUGGGACAGAAAACUGCUCAAGCGAAAGAAGAGCAAAUGGGACGACCGCUCGAACGGCAACGACAAUAAGAAGACUGUAUUCACCAUCAUGAAGGCUUUCAUUGCCUCGGGCAUUCUGUUCUUGCCUGGGGGUGUGGCUAAGGCUGGCUGGUUGCUGGCUAUACUGAUCCUGCUGUUGCUGGGAAGUCUGUCGCUGUGGUGCAUGCUGCUACUACUGGACGCCAAGAACAAACUUGUCAGUGAGGGCGUCAAAGUGCUUAGUUUCGGCGAUGUGGCCAAGCACUCGUACGGCAAAUGGGGCAGGCGUGCGGUGGACACGUCCAUCUUAUUUGCUCAGAUGGGCUUCUGCUGUGCUUAUUUGGCGUUUGUGGGCGAGAAUCUGCACAGUGUGCUGUACUCUGUGUUUGACUGCUGGGAUGUUCCUCAGCCCCUGAUCAUGCUGCUGCUGACCCCCAUCAUCAUCCCUAUGGUGUGGGUAAGGAAGCUGAAGUACUACGCUGUGACUAACAUCAUCGCUGAUGUCCUGAUUGUGGCGCCUCUGGUGUAUCUGCUGUGGUACGAGGCUGAUCUGGUUAUGGAGCGUGGCCUAGGACCGGAUAUCGUGGCCUGUAAGUGGGAGACGGCCCUGCCCUUCUUCGGGACCACCGUGUACGCGCUCGAGGGCAUCUCCAUGAUCAUCCCCAUUGAACAGGCCAUGAAGCGACCGCAAGACCUCCCGCGGGUGUUGACAGGCUGUAUGGUGUUUAUUGUAUCGCUCAUGAUCGUGAUCGGUGUCAGCGGAUACCUGACCUUUGGCAGUGACACCAAGGCGAUCAUCACCCUGAAUCUGGGCGACCCCACGGAGGGCGACAACAAGGUUGUAGAUGUAAUUAAGCUGGCCUACUGUUUGGCCAUCAUCUUUACGUACCCCCUGAUGAAAUUCCCGGCUGUCAAGAUUGUGGAGAGGAAUCUGUUCAAAGACAGAAGGUCUGGCAAGAAAUGGGCCAAGAACUUUGUGCGUAUGAGCAUGGUCUUCCUGUGCCUGGGUGUCUCGAUUGCCGGCGCUGACAAGAUCGAUAACUUCGUUGCUAUCGUGGGAGGGCUCACAUGCGUGCCUCUGGCCUUCAUCUUCCCUUCACUAUUCCACUACAAGAUCUGCUGCAACUCUCCCAACAGCCCGGCGUUCUUCAACUACAGCUACAACACACUCAAGAUGUAUUCAUGGGCGGAUGUGUUUAUCUUCAUCUUUGGUGUUUUGUCUAUGAUCCUGUCUACCGGUCUGGCGAUUGGGGAGUGGAUCGAUGCCCCACCAAAGGCCGAGGAGAUCUGCCAUCUGAAUACCACCAUCCCGUACGACCACUUUGAACUCUGAGAAGGUCUCUAACUAUGCAUUCACCGUGUUUCCGAACCCAUAACUUUGAAGGAUAGCAAAGUAAAUGUAGUUUUAAAUUAGAGGGCAGAAGCCCUCGUACAUGGAAAUUCUCGUAGAGCCUCAAGGAUCAUCCCUUUAGGGAUGGGCCCGAUAAAUUUGACGGGUAGUAUAGUGAAUGUAAUUUCAAUCUGAUCUUAUUAUCUGAUCCUUUCGGAAUUCGCGGCGAUUUAUUGAGUCGACUUAAUUUAUGUUGUCAAUUCGCUGCGUUGUAUGGGUAGAUCGCAUAUGCAAAACACUUUUGCGAUAACAUAUCGGCAGUGCCAAAUAGCCGCCAAGUUGGUCCGAAGGUGAAAUAGAAGCCUUCGGCCGAAGUUGUUGUUCGUUUACUAUUAAAUUAGAUGUACGUCUUUGAAUCAAUGGGCUCU
This is a messenger RNA of Sphaeroforma arctica JP610, 1937 nucleotides long. RefSeq lists its product as hypothetical. Gene Ontology annotation, biological process: amino acid transmembrane transport. The transcript is spliced from 9 exons. The record is from RefSeq and is a predicted model, not a curated record. The coding region runs from base 1 to 1512 and encodes 503 amino acids. Lineage: Eukaryota; Ichthyosporea; Ichthyophonida. Gene Ontology annotation, molecular function: amino acid transmembrane transporter activity.